CCUGAGCAGCUCUGGGACCUCACAUGAAAUCUUCUCAUCUAACUUUCUGCUUUCAUAUCUGAAGCUACAUCAGAAGAUGGUUAACUUAGGUUAGCACAAACUAGGGAAACAGCUAGCUUGAAAAGGAAAAGAAGAAAUCUUUUACUAAUUCACGGGCACGGGUAGAAAUGGGCUAAAUAUAGACGAAUGGAAGAAAUUCAUUGUGACUACGGACUGUGAGAACAGCGUUAUCGGCAGAGUCGCUGCUUGUCAGAAGUGUUAGCAUGUGUUAGCCGCAAGCUAGGUACUUCAUAGGAAAAUACAGCCGCGGUGCUGCACAAGUAGACAGAUACUUUCCAAGAACACAACUCUCAAGCACUUUAAAGGUGGCGUUUGAUAUCUGGACGGGAAGUAACAGGUUCUCAUUCGGGCUGUGGUUGAGAUGGACUAUUUGGAGCUGGAGGAAAAACAUGGGACUUCCAGGCUCCCAGAGAUGGUCUGGAAUUCAUGAGAUGAAUGUUACAUAAAGGUCUCUUCCUGUCACAUGACUCCAUCACUUCCUGUGUUGGGCUUCCUGCAUCUGGCCCUCCAAGGAGAAGGUCUCCAUCGCCUCACUGGAGGUGGAUUACAAACAUUGGACUAACGGAUUCCAGAGUUUGGGAAUUCAUUUGGAGAAACACACAAACAGCAUAAAAAGAGACCCUGGCUCCUGUAAAGAUGGCUGACAUGGUGGAUCCAGAUCCAAACAGCCUGCAGAUACCGGGUGACAGUCCAUCAGCCCCGUCAUCACCUGCCACAGCUAGAAAUGACUGCAGCAUCACACCCCUUACACCCUCGCCCUCGCCGAGGGUGGAGGUCAGACCCAGGAUGGCCUGUCCAUUCUCAGUCGUUGUGGCGAUAGACUUUGGGACAACCUCCAGCGGCUACGCGUUCAGCUUCACACAGGACUCAGAGGCUAUACACAUGAUGAAGCGCUGGGAGGGCGGCGACCCUGGAGUGGCCAAUCAGAAAAGCCCAACAUGUCUGCUGCUAACUCCUGAUUUACGGUUCCACAGUUUUGGGUUUGCAGCCCGGGAUUUUUAUCAUGACUUGGACCCGGAGGAGGCCCGACACUGGCUCUACUUUGAUAAAUUUAAAAUGAAGAUCCACAGCACAAGUGAUCUGACCAUGGAGACGGAGCUGGAGGCGGUCAACGGUCGGAGGGUCAGGGCCAUCGAGGUGUUUGCCCACGCCCUGCGCUUCUUCAGGGAACAUGCCCUAAAGGAGGUGAAGGACCAGUCCUCUUCAGUGCUGGAGGGAGAGGAGAUAAGAUGGGUGAUCACUGUCCCUGCCGUGUGGAGACAACCGGCCAAACAGUUCAUGAGAGAGGCCGCAUACCUGGCUGGUCUAGUCUCUCCUGACUGUCCUGAGCAGCUCCUCAUCGCUCUAGAACCAGAAGCUGCAUCCAUCUACUGCCGCAAGCUCCGCCUGCACCAGGUGCUGGACCUGAGCUUGCAGCCUAUCACAAAUGGCUUCGAUCUAGACGGGUCCAAGCCCUUUGACUCCAGCUUCAGACAAGCGCGGGAGCAGCUGAGACGAUCCAGACACAGCAGGACCUUCCUGGUGGAGAGUGGAACUGGAGAGCUGUGGUCAGAGCUGCAGACUGGUGACAGGUAUAUUGUUGCAGACUGUGGAGGAGGAACAGUUGACCUGACAGUCCAUCAGAUCGAACAGCCACAGGGAACACUUAAAGAGCUCUACAAGGCUUCCGGUGGUCCAUACGGCGCUGUCGGGGUAGACCUGGCCUUCGAAGCCAUGCUGUGCCAGAUCUUUGGUGAGGACUUCAUCCAGAGCUUCAAAGCCAAGCGUCCAGCAGCCUGGGUGGACCUAACUAUUGCCUUUGAGGCAAGGAAAAGGACGGCGGCGCCAGGCAGGGCUAAUGCCCUCAACAUCUCUCUGCCCUUCUCAUUCAUCGACUUCUACAAGACGCACAGAGGGCAGAGUGUGGAAGCUGCCCUGAGGAGGAGCAAUGUGAAUAUAGUGAAGUGGUCGUCCCAGGGGAUGCUGCGGCUGACACAGGAAGCUAUGAACGAGCUCUUCCAACCCACCAUCACCAAUAUUGUCAAACACAUUGAGGAUCUGAUGGCGAAGCCAGAGGUGCGGGGUGUGCGUUUCCUCUUCCUGGUUGGAGGUUUUGCAGAGUCUUCCAUGCUGCAGAAGGCAGUACAGAAGGCACUGGGGCGGGUGUGUCGCAUCAUCAUCCCCCAUGACGUUGGUCUGACCAUAUUGAAGGGCGCUGUGCUCUUUGGGCUGGAUCCCACUGUGGUCCGAGUGCGUCGAUGUCCCCUGACCUAUGGAGUUGGCGUCUUGAACCGGUUCAUUGAAGGACGCCACCCACGUGACAAACUCCUCAUCAAGGAUGGCCGCGAGUGGUGCACCGACAUCCUCGACCGCUUCGUCUCUGUCGACCAGUCGGUGGCACUGGGCGAGGUUGUGAGGCGGAGCUACACACCUGCUCGUCUGGGUCAACGGAAAAUCAUCAUCAACAUCUACUGCAGCACUACAGACGACGUCACAUACAUUGAUGACCCCGGUGUCAGGAAGUGCGGGACAAUAACUUUAGAUUUACCUGAACCUUUGCCAAUACCGGGAGCGGUGGGAGGAGCAGGAGGAGGAGUCCCAGAAAGAAGGGAGAUCAGGGCGGCCAUGCAGUUUGGAGACACAGAGAUCAAAGUCACAGCUGUUGACAUCAUGUCCAACCGCUCUGUCCGUGCUUCCAUAGACUUCCUGUCUAACUGAGGAGGAGCGGGAAGUGGAGGAUUUGAAAACAGAAAUAAAAAAAUAUCUGAUCCCAGUGAUGGUAAUUUUAACAAAAGCGGUACUUUGGGAGUGGGCCCCAAAUUUUUGGGAAGGACAGGAACUUUGCAUUCUAAGAAGAAACUCAUGUCUCAUAAUUAGACAUUACAUUUACUCAUCAGAGCAGAAGAAGAUCAAGAUCAUCCCCAUCAUUUUAAAGGAUUUCACUGAAGAGAAGGUGGCCACUGGACGGAAAAGAAGAAACAUUUGUCUGCUUCUGGCUUCAGUGAAGUUUGUCAUUUCACACCGUAUAUUCCUGUCCCAGGUAUUUUCUGCCCAGAAAUAGUUGUGAGGAACAUUUGUGUAAACCCAAAGGCAGGCUGGAGGCUGAAUACUUCUGAGGACUACUUCAGCAUCAGUAGACUCUUAGAAGUUACCUGGAGAGACCUAAUGCAGCAUACUACCUAGAGUGUGACUCACUCAUGUUCAGUGCUUAAUAACCAGUUUUCCCUCAAAUAAUAGUGGUACCUCGUUUCACCAUCCAUAUGAGAUAAUGAUGUUACUACCUGUACUGCAGCUUUGUUUCUGUAAUGUGAUUAGAAUUUUGCAACACCCAGUGGCAAAAGACUGAACUACAUGCUGAAAAGCAUUUACACUCUAGGUGCAUCAAAACGCCUUAUAAUAGGAAGAAGGACUGUGACAUUAUUACAUGAUUUCAAUGACUCUUAAAGACUUAAGUCAUUUUAUCCACAUCCGUGUCUAAUAUGUGUCUCAGCACUUCUUACCACGAGAAGCUAAACUUAACAAGCUUUUUUUAAAAUGUUUUUAUUGGUUAAAAACAUUAAAGCUGUAUUAAUUUAAAUUUUUUGACCAUUCAGAGGCAACAGCUGUAAACACAAGACCCAUUAUAACAUAUUUACACAUGGUUGGUGAUAAUUCUGUGUAGGUUCAUCAUAAAGAGCGACACCUUCCACAUAACAAUUUGAUAAUUAUGAGUUAGUGCAAAUUUAAAGUGAGUUCCUGCAGAAAGAAAAGCUGGUGGGUGCGUGGUGUUGGCACUAAGCAACACAAACAUCUUUCAAAACAAUGAGAGUUUUGUUUUCCACCUUGUCACACCUAACCCUGUGAGGUCUUUUUUGUGUAUGCUGUAAUAGCCUGUAGCUAUAUUUAUCUAUAAAUAACAAGAAGCAUAAUGAGCCACUGUUUCAUGUCUGACAUGCUGCCUUAAACCUGUUUGGAUCUCAUCUAAUCUGUCUUUAAAACUGUGCAGAUUGUAAAAACAUAAAACAAAGCCUCAUUCUCAGCCUUAUUUUUGAAUACAUACCAAUAAUAAAUACACUACCUGGACCAUUUUUAACACUUCUAUUUUAACAAUGAUACAUCACUUUAUGCAUUUACAGUCCUAUCACAGUAUUGACACACCAUCAGGAAACUUAAAACUGUGUCUGUUUUGUCCACACACAAAUAAGAGCCAACAGUCUGAUGAUUUCAACUGUGAAUUUAUUGAUAAGAAUGGGCCAAUAAAUAGAUUCACACAGUGUAACCAAUGAACGGUUCAGAACUGCUCAACAUCCCACCAGUGCUUGACUUUCCAUCUUACACAUUGUGCCAGUAAACACAGGUUAGACAGAAUCAGGCAGCAACUUCAGGUCAGAGAGGAGGAGCUGGACAGAAGGACUAACCUCAUUCUGCUUGUAUUUCAAUAUCAUUUGUUGUUAAAAUGGCUACAGGUGGAAAGAUGCAGUACUUGAAAUGUUACAAACAUAACCGUCAAGCUUUUGGGAAGAAAAAGCUACAGGUGGAAAAAAAAGAGCCAUUUUUACAAAGUACAAAGAAUCUGUCUUGAAACUGCGAGACCAACGCCUGCUGUCCCCCUUUUGUUUUACUACACCUGUCUUUUGCAAUGUGUGCAUGACUGACUACACCUCAUUUUAUGUAGAAA
Molecule: messenger RNA, 4696 nt
Organism: Monopterus albus (swamp eel)
Lineage: Eukaryota; Metazoa; Chordata; Actinopteri; Synbranchiformes; Synbranchidae
Gene: hspa12b
Product: heat shock protein 12B
Exons: 17
Coding region: 697-2757 (686 amino acids)
Source: RefSeq, a predicted model, not a curated record